UUCUGACCCCAAUCUGGCAACACCGGCGCAGUACAGCCAUUCAGCUAAGGUGCCCAUUGAAAACUGGACCAGAAAAGUGCAGCUAAAACUUGAAUUCACAUAGGAUAUCGACACGGUGAAUGGACUAUGGACUGUAUUUCAACAAAUCUAGAGGAUUUGGAGUGCAAAAAAGAGGGACUCCUAGAAGAUCCAGAGCACAAUGUGUACACCAGGUUUAUGAAGUCCCACAAGUGUUAUGACCUUGUACCCACAAGCUCUAAACUGGUUGUGUUUGAUACAUCUCUCCAGGUGAAGAAGGCAUUUUUUGCACUUGUGUCUAAUGGGGUAAGAGCAGCACCUUUAUGGGACAGUAAUAAACAGUGUUUUGUUGGUAUGCUAACAAUCACAGAUUUCAUCAACAUCCUUCAUCGCUACUACAAGUCUCCUUUGGUUCAGAUAUAUGAGCUGGAGGAACACAAAAUUGAAACGUGGAGAGAGGUUUACCUUCAAGACUCAUUCAAACCAUUAGUAAGCAUAUCACCAAACGCAAGUUUGUAUGAUGCAGUAUCAUCACUACUGAAGAACAAGAUCCACAGACUGCCUGUAAUUGACCCUUUGACGGGGAACACACUCUACAUUCUCACACACAAGAGGAUUCUCAAGUUUCUCAAGCUUUUUAUUUCAGACAUGCCAAAACCCACAUUCUUGGGUGAAACCUUAGAGGAACUGAACAUCGGAACAUUCAAGAAUAUUGCUGUGGUGCGUUCAGAUACACCUCUGUACACUGCCCUGGGCAUAUUUGUUGAGCAGAGAGUGUCAGCUCUGCCUGUUGUGGACGACAGAGGUCGAGUCGUAGACAUUUACUCAAAAUUUGAUGUUAUAAACCUGGCAGCAGAGAAGACGUAUAACAACCUGGAUGUGACGGUGACUAAAGCCCUGCAGCACCGCUCUCAGUACUUUGAAGGUGUGCUGACCUGCCACAGGCAUGAGACCCUUGAGGCCAUCAUUAACCGGCUUGUGGAGGCUGAAGUGCACAGACUGGUGGUGGUGGACGAGCAAGAUGUGGUGAAGGGGAUUGUGUCCCUCUCCGAUAUCCUCCAGGCAUUAGUGCUUACUGAUAGAGAUGAGGGCACUGCAUAACCAAGUAACUCAAAGAAGCAAGGAGACAUUUAUCCAUGAAAAGGAGACAAGAGCAAAUGAAGAACAGAUGUGUGAUG
Molecule: messenger RNA, 1196 nt
Organism: Thalassophryne amazonica
Lineage: Eukaryota; Metazoa; Chordata; Actinopteri; Batrachoidiformes; Batrachoididae
Gene: prkag1
Product: protein kinase, AMP-activated, gamma 1 non-catalytic subunit
Exons: 13
Coding region: 127-1119 (330 amino acids)
Source: RefSeq, a predicted model, not a curated record